CGAGCCUUGGUGAAGCCGCCUUACUCCUACAUAGCUUUGAUCACCAUGUCCAUCCUGCAGAGCCCAGACAAGAAGCUGACUCUGAGCGGGAUCUGCAACUUCAUCAGCAGGAACUUUCCCUACUAUAAGGCAAAGUUCCCAGCCUGGCAGAACUCCAUCAGGCACAACCUGUCCCUCAAUGACUGUUUUAUCAAGGUCCCCCGGGCACCAGGCAACCCUGGAAAGGGCAACUACUGGACCCUGGACCCCGCUUCAGAAGACAUGUUUGACAACGGGAGCUUCCUGAGAAGGAGGAAAAGGUUUAAAAGGCAUCGCACGGAAUUCCUGAACGACGGGAUCAUAGUUUAUCCCACGGUGCACUACUACCAGCAUUAUGGACCCACAGUCCCUCAGACCUUCGUUCAGCAGAAUCCACUACCAUUCAUGGCUCCACCGAAGAGAUUGAUGGUUCCUUCCCAGCCAUAUGUGCCCCCUUGCCCGGAGAUGUUAAUGAGCAGGGCGCCCGUGUGUUCUCAGGUGGUCCCAACAAUCGGCCUCUUAGAGACCCCAACAAAACCCAAGUGCUCUUUCUCUAUAGACAGCAUUAUUGGCAAAUCAAAGGAGCCAGAAGUGAGUCCUCCACCUCCGCCGCAUUAUGCUCAUCUCUGGGACUACCGCAAUCUUAUGCCAGCCAAUACCAUGGUGCCAACCCUACUGAACACUUAUUCUUCUGGGCCCUUGGUAAACCCUUAUGUCAUGCCACACUACCAAACUUUCCCUAGUCCUCUUUACCCCAGGACAUACAUGGGAGCAUUUUAA
Pelobates fuscus (common spadefoot toad) is the source of this 798-nucleotide messenger RNA. Its product is annotated as forkhead box protein D5-like. Gene Ontology annotation, biological process: cell differentiation; anatomical structure morphogenesis; regulation of transcription by RNA polymerase II. Gene Ontology annotation, molecular function: RNA polymerase II cis-regulatory region sequence-specific DNA binding; DNA-binding transcription factor activity, RNA polymerase II-specific. NCBI's taxonomy places the organism in Eukaryota, Metazoa, Chordata, Amphibia, Anura, Pelobatidae. The record is from RefSeq and is a predicted model, not a curated record. The transcript has a single exon. The coding region runs from base 46 to 798 and encodes 250 amino acids.